Molecule: messenger RNA, 2613 nt
Organism: Adineta steineri
Lineage: Eukaryota; Metazoa; Rotifera; Eurotatoria; Adinetida; Adinetidae
Source: the annotation of a GenBank genome assembly
AUGUUCUGUUCAUUUAAUGAAACAACAAGUGGAGGUGGAAUGGUAGUUUGGACUGAUAAAGGUUUUACAUUAUGUUUUUUUGAUACAUUUACAACAUCAAUUCUAUUCGGUUUUAUAUUGAUUUUUGGUUUAAUUCAAUUUAUUUUUUAUAAACGAUACGGAUUUAAAAUCGAAAAAGAAUAUAUUGAUGCAUCAGUUUUAUACUCUCUCCAAGUUAUUUUAACAGUUUUAUUAGCAUGUGAACCAAUAUUAUUAUAUGCAACUGAAACAACAGCAUUUGGAAAAACUAAGCUGCCUGGUUAUACAAUAUUUCGUUUUAUUCUUCGUACGAUUGCUUGGUUAUUUUCAUUAAUAAUUCUUCGUAUUGAACGAACUAAAACAAUGCCAACUGCUCAAACACGUGGUCAUGGUUUAACAAUAUUAUCAUUUUGGUGUAUAGCUGUUUUGAUUGAAUUAUUUGCCUUAAUAUCUUAUAGUUCACCAUUAUGGUUUUUUCAACCAAUUAUUCGACAUGAUUCACCUAUUGAAGAAAUUCAUUUAGUUCGAUUUGGUUAUUGGAUAUUUCGAUUACUUGCAACAAUAUCUGUAUUUUGUAUUGGUAUUCGUGCACCAGGUGUACCACGAAGACGUUAUGCUGUUAUGUUAAAUCGUAGUCAAUCACAAGUUGAAGAAGAUAUAAGCAAAGAAAGUGUAUGGUCGAAAUUCUUUCGACAUUCAUCAAUAUUAGCACCAUGUAUUUGGCCACGUGGACAUUUUAAAUUACAAUUAAAUAUUUUCAUAUGCGUUUUAAUAGUAUUAACUGGUCGAUUACUUUCAUUAGAAAUACCAAGAUAUACGAAAUUAAUUACUGAUGAAUUAAUUCAAUCAAGUAAUGGUACAACAGAUACAUUUUUAAAUUUGGGAGCUCGAUUACGUUCACCGGAGACGUGGCCAUGGAGACUAGUCAUUAUAUUGAUGGUUCUUCGAUUGAUACAGGGUGCUGGAUCAUUUAAUUCAGGCAUAUUAGAACUCUUGCGUUCAACAUUAUGGACAAAAGUUGAUCAAUAUACAACACGUACAUUAAAACUUCGAGUAUUUACACAUUUACAUGAUCUAUCAUUAGCUUGGCAUUUAAAAAAAAAGACUGGUGAAAUUAUAUCUAUUGUUGAUCGUGGUACAGAUUCGCUUGAUUCAAUACUUAAUUAUAUCUUAUUCAAUAUAUUUCCAACAAUAGCAGAUAUAUCAAUAGCUGUUGUUUAUUUAAUAAUUACAUUUAAUAUUUGGUUUGGUAUAAUCGUAUUUGGAACAAUGUUACUUUAUCUCUCUGUAACAAUUUUUGUAACAGAAUGGCGUACGAAAUUUAAGAAACAAGUCAAUAAAUUAAAUAAUGAGAUGAAAGCAAGUGUUGUUGAUUCAUUAAUUAAUUUUGAAACGGUUAAAUAUUAUGGUGCAGAACAAUAUGAAGUUGAACAAUAUCGUGAAACUAUUGAAAAAUAUCAAAAAGCCGAAUGGACAAAUCAAUUAAGUUUACAAUUAUUAAAUUUUAUUCAAGCAAUUUUAAUUACUAUUGGUUUAACAGUUGGUUCACUUUAUUGUGCUUGGCUUGUUAGUGUAAAACAUGAAUUAACUGUUGGUGAUUAUGUUUUAUUUGGUGCAUACGUAAUACAAUUAUAUGGACCAUUGAAUUUUUUUGGUACCUAUUAUCGUCUUAUACAACAAGCAUUUGUUGAUAUGGAAAAUAUGCUUGAUUUACUUGAUAUUAAACCUGAUGUACAAGAUUCACCAUUUGCUAAAGAUCUUGUUAUUAAUAAUGGAAUGAUUGAAUUUGAUAAUGUUUGCUUUCAUUAUCAAAAUGAACGACAAAUUCUUAAAAAUGUUUCAUUCAGUAUUUUACCUGGACAAACUUUAGCAAUUGUUGGACCAUCGGGUGCAGGAAAAAGUACAAUUGUUCGUUUACUUUUUCGAUUUUAUGAUGUUCAAAGUGGUUCAAUUAAAAUUGAUGGAACUGAUAUUUCAGUUGUAACACAAAAUUCACUUCGUCGUUCAAUUGGUGUUGUACCACAAGAUACAGUUUUAUUUAAUAAAAAUAUUUUAUAUAAUAUUCGUUAUGGCAGAGUUACAGCAACUGAUAGAGAAGUUGAAAAUGCUGCACGUACUGCUGAAAUGCACGAUCGUAUUAAUACAUUUCCUGAAGGAUAUAAAACAAUUGUUGGUGAACGUGGUUUAAAAUUAUCUGGUGGUGAAAAACAACGUGUUGCUAUUGCUCGAACACUUCUUAAAGCACCAGCUAUUGUUUUAUUAGAUGAAGCAACUUCAGCACUUGAUACACAUACAGAACGUCAAAUUCAAUCAGCAUUACAAACUGUAUGUGAUGGACGUACAACAUUAAUUGUUGCACAUCGUUUAUCAACAAUUUCACAUGCUGAUGUUAUUAUUGUUCUUAAAGACGGUGAAGUUGUUGAACGUGGUUCACAUGAUGAACUUUUAACUAAAACUGAUGGAGUUUAUGCAAGUAUGUGGAAACAACAAUCAACAUCUUAUACAAAUGCAGAUAAACCAACAACUAUUAGUGAUGAUAGUGCAGAUGGACAAGUAUUUGCUCCAACAAAUCAAUCUCAUCAUCAUCAUCAUUAA